Molecule: messenger RNA, 1152 nt
Organism: Scheffersomyces stipitis CBS 6054
Lineage: Eukaryota; Fungi; Ascomycota; Pichiomycetes; Serinales; Debaryomycetaceae
Product: U2 snRNP complex subunit
Exons: 1
Coding region: 1-1152 (383 amino acids)
Cellular component (GO): U2-type spliceosomal complex; U2 snRNP
Molecular function (GO): RNA binding
Source: RefSeq, a predicted model, not a curated record
AUGAUUGACUUCCCCAAACAACCACCGUCGCCUUCCGCCGACCUCAAGGAUCCAGACAUAACUGCCCAGAUAGACCCUCGUAUAUAUCUUGACCAGGAAACGAAGCUGUGGAUCUUUGAAGACAAAAAUGCAGAAUAUGAAUACAACUUUGAGCUGAAAGAAUGGUCCAAGCGAACUCAAGCAACUAUAACUUCCAAACGUGAUAGCGUUGCUGCACAAUUGGAUAAAGAAGAAGAAGAAAACAAACUCAACAUCAAAAGAAUACGAAAAGAGAAAAUGCAGAAGUUGAAAGACGAAAUCACUCGACUCAAGAACGAAAAGAGCGCCGCUACUACUUCGAAGCCCUUGGAUUCAAACUCUAAUGAAAAACCUGUGAGUGCUGUCUAUGUAUCAAAAUUGCCUUUAGACAUCACCAAAGACGAGUUGGCACAAUCCUUCUCCAAGUAUGGAAUCAUCUCGGAAGAUUACAACACCAGCCAGCCUCGUAUAAAGAUGUACUAUGAUAAUGACAAAUUUAAGGGAGAAGCAGUAGUAUUUUAUCAUGCCGUAGAAAGUGUCCGUUUAGCCAUUGAAAUGAUGGACAAUACUUAUAUUCGACCUUCCUCAAACGGUGAAUCUAGAAUAUCUGUUCAACCAGCUCAAUUUGAUAAUACCAGAUCCAAGUCAACGGAAGAAAGGCCUGUUUUAUCAGCUGAAAAGAGGAAAUUGCUUCUACAAAAGAAAGAGUCCUUGAAGAAAAGGUUGACUCAAUGGGACGAUGAUGUCACUCUGAAUGAAAAAGAAAAAGAAGCUAAAAUUGUUCUUGUCAAACAGAUGUUUCGUGAAGAGGAACUUAAACUGGAUCCAAUGCUAGAGUUGGACUUGAAGGAGGACAUUCAGGAGGAAUGCGACAAAAUUGGGAUAGGAAAUGAUAUUACAAAAAUAACUGUAUACGAUAUAACAGGUGUUGUCACCAUCAAGUUCAAGAACCCAAUUCUGAGUCUGACUUGUAUAUCCAACUUCAACGGUCGUUUCUUCGACGGACUCAAAUUGCAGGCUUCUUUUUAUCGAGGUGAAAAGUUGGAGAAGUCAAAUCCUGACAAAGAAAAUCCAGGAGAUGAUAGUGAAAGAUUAGCCAGCUUCACCAAAGAAACUGCGAAAGUAAAUUUAUAG